AUGGAUGUUGGUGUCAACACUUCGACGGUUGUCCCGGGGAUAGAGACAAGUGACCCGGGGGUCGGGACAAGGUGUAACACAACAUAUGUACAAUUAUGUACGGAUGAAUCUUCGUUUCUAGCAGCUGAUCUGCUACAAUUCGCCCCGUGCCCACCUCCCUGGAAGAAGGGCCUUCUGUGGGAAGUUGCAAAACAAAAGGGACUAACAGAUAAUGAGGCAGGACAGAUAGCAUUCAGGUGUGUUGUCUCCCCGACCGCUAGUCAGACACCCGAGCUAUGUGGAUCGUCGUGCAUCGCCAUCUGUGUUUUAAGUGGAUGUUUACUACUGACAAUAAUCUUGGCCGUCGUAUGUUGGUGUAGGAGAAGAGGCGUGGUAAAGAAACUGAGAACAAGCAACCAAAACAAAACAGACAAUGUACAGGCGGCUGUGGGGACUAGGAAGCCAGACCCGGCGUAUGACGAGUUCCAGGAGGGCCGUGUGCACUACCGUAACAUAAUGGAGAGUGCCUUCGACAACCUUGCGUACACUACCGACUUCUCAACCGACCACGUCCGCAGUAACAGUGAUACCAGCAACAACAGCCACACCCAGCUCAACGGCACAUCGACAAAUCAAAAUUACGAGGACGCCAUGCUUUAA
Ylistrum balloti is the source of this 639-nucleotide messenger RNA. RefSeq lists its product as uncharacterized. The record is from RefSeq and is a predicted model, not a curated record. Lineage: Eukaryota; Metazoa; Mollusca; Bivalvia; Pectinida; Pectinidae. Bases 1 to 639 code for a protein of 212 amino acids. The transcript is spliced from 3 exons.